This is a messenger RNA of Tilletiopsis washingtonensis, 3477 nucleotides long. RefSeq lists its product as hypothetical. Gene Ontology annotation, cellular component: nucleus. Gene Ontology annotation, molecular function: transcription cis-regulatory region binding; zinc ion binding; DNA-binding transcription factor activity, RNA polymerase II-specific. Lineage: Eukaryota; Fungi; Basidiomycota; Exobasidiomycetes; Entylomatales. Gene Ontology annotation, biological process: regulation of DNA-templated transcription. The coding region runs from base 134 to 3388 and encodes 1084 amino acids. The transcript has 7 exons. The record is from RefSeq and is a predicted model, not a curated record.
CCCCAUCCCGCCUGCACAUUCCCGAUUGACUCGCCUGGCACUGCACCGGCCAGCCGGAACGCAGCUGCAGCCGCGAGAUCCCGCUCGCCUGCACUGCUUGCACCUCGCAGCUACGGCGAACCUUGUAGCCGCCAUGCGCAGCACCUCCUCGCCCCGCCCGCCGUCGCCUAGGGCAAGCGCUGCCGUCAUGCCGUCUGUGCCGGAGGGGGCGAGCCCAUAUGCCGCACGCAGCAGCUAUGCAAGCAGCAGCUCGGCCACCACCGCUGGUACGUCGCCCGCCGCCAGUGCCAGCGCCUACUUUCAGCGCAGCGGCGGCCCCUCGUCGUCGUCGUCGUCGUCGCUGCCGGCAAGCAGCACCAGCCACGCGCGCGGCAGCAGCGGUCUCUCCUUCCACGACGCUCCGCACCGUCCGCUCUCCUCGCUCCUCUCCGGGCUCUCGAGCCAUCGCAGCAGCAUGGGCAGCCAGGCGCCGCCCGCUUCUGCGCCGCAGCUGGCGCAGCGCGGCAUGCUUCUGCGAGCGCCCGCGCACUCGCCGCGCUCUGGCGAGGCGUCGCUGCCGUCCUUCUCCCUCGCCGGCGCCAUGCAUCCGCCGCCGUACCAGAACGGCUAUCAUCCGCCGCAGCCGGCGCACUCGCAGCCCUACGCCGCCAGCAGCCGCGACUAUGCGCCGCGCGGCGGCGGGCCUGGCAUCGUGACGCACCAGCCGCUGCCGCCCUUUGACGGCGGCGCACACUCGCCGCGCUCGCAGUGGGAGGAUCGCAGCUGGGAGUGGAGCGGCCGCGGCGAGCGCUCGUGGGCGCGCGACAGCAGAGAGUACGAGCGGGAUGCGUGGCACCAUCGUCGCCACGAGCCGCCUGCUUCUCGGCCCGAGGUCGACUCGCGUAGUCCCGAGGAGCGCCGUGAGUCUUCGCGGAGUGCGGCGCACGACGAAGCGCCCGCAGCAGAGGCGUCGGCCUCCUCCUCGAAGAAGAAGGCAGAGGCACCGCCGGGCGGGCAGGAUCGCAAGAUCAGCUGUAUGGAGUGUCGUGGCAGCAAGGUAAAGUGCACCGGCCCGGCUCCUGGCAAGGGCUGCGCCCGCUGUGUGCGGCUAGGCCGUCCGUGCGUCUUCGAGCCCCACCGUCGCGGUCGACGGCCCGCAGACUCGGCCAAGCUGGCGCGCCUCGAGCGCUCCUUCGAGACGCUGCUCGGCGCGCUCGAGGAUGUGCGCGGCACGACCAGCGAGACAGAGACGGGCUUGGCUGCAGACGACAUGCGCAAGCACCUAGUCUCGCUGCUGGCCAAGUCUGGCAUGCGUACAGGAGGCAGCUCCACUAGCGAGUCAACGCGCAAGCGACGUCGAGUAGAGACACCGUCCGGAUCACCCACGUCGUCUAGCGGCUCUUCGCACAAGUCGGCCUCACCAGCGCCCGAGGCAGCCGAGGCCGAGCCGGAGUGGAGUGCCUCGCAUCGGCCGUCUGCCAUGACUGUCAGCUCGACGAUGGACGGGACGUCGCCGCACAGUGCUGCGCUGCCGCCUCGCCGCUCCAGCGCUGGUGUGCCUUCGAUCGCCCUCGGCCUGCCUCCGCUGUCGAAUCCGCUGCGCUUGCUCGCAUCUGCAGUCGGCGGGGGCACCGCCACGUCUCCUUCGCCGGCAUCACCGACGCCAGAGCACAGACGGCCCAGCACAAUCCAGCCUGAUCCAGUGGCCAACGCCACGACGGUGUCGAGCAUCUUCGGCCUCUACACGUCAAGACCAGACACGCGGCCCGGCCUGGACCCCAUCACGCUCGGGCUCGUGAGCGAGAGCGAGGCCGAGCACCUCUUCGACCUCUUCAUGACGCGCAUCAACUCGAUUCUCACGCUCCUCGAUCCCGUGCUCUGCACAUUCGCCUUCGUGCGCUCCAGCUCCGCCAUGCUUAUCUCAGCCAUAGUCGCCAUCACGGCACGCUUCGACAAUACGCUGCCGGACGCUCACGGCAUCGCGACGCGCCUCGAUGCCCACUUGAACAACACCGUGAUGCCUGCGGUGCUGCUCGAGGGCUGCCGCAGCGUGGAGCUCGCACAGGCGUUCAUCAUCCUCGCAGCGUACCAUCCGCCGACGAGGCUGCUCGCGGGCGAUCGCAGUUGGAGUUUGCUCGGCUACGGGCAGCGCAUCGCCAGUGAGCUCUGCAUGGACUCUGCAAUCCUCAGCGGUCGCGCCAAGCCAAGGCAUGUCGCCGACCGCCACGUCACUGGCGGCACGGCGCCGGAGCUCGAUGAGGGCCAGCAGCGACGCUUGCGCAGCCGCGAACGGACCUGGCUCAACCUGUUCCUCUUCGAACAAGGGCUCGCCACCCACAUGGGCCGGCGGUCGACUCUCGCGGUGGACCCGGUCAGCUUUGGCUGCUCUGCCGGAUGGCAUCGCAUGCCCUUUGCACUGCCCGAGGACGAGGCAAUCGUCGCGCUUGUGGAGCUGCAGCUGGCGAUGCGCGUCUGCUUCGACUACUUCGACCGCAGCCUCGUGGGCACGCUGGGCGAGUAUGCGCGCGUGCAGCUCGGCUUCUGGGUCGAGAAUGCCGAGACGCAGGUUGUCAACUGGCGCACACGCUGGGUCAACGGCCUCGGCACGGAGAUUGAGCCCACGCGCCGCCUCCGCAACUGCAGGCUCUAUUCGCUGUACGCCGAGGUGAUCAUCUACUCGUACUCGCUGCGCUGCCAGCACGUCCCGGCCGUCGCGCUGGCGCCAAUGUACCGCAAGGCGUACGAGGCGACCAUCUCGUACCUCAGCCUCUUCCUCGACAUCGUCACCCCGACGAAGCUCGCCUUCUCGCGCAACAGCACCGUCGUCACCGUCGCCUAUGUCUGCGUGCUCGGGCUCAAGCUCACCGCUCUCGACCCGCCGUUUCCGUACAUGAAUGGGCCGCACGUCUUCUCGCUCGUCGAUCGCGUGGUCGCUGCGCUCGCGACAGCUGCAGACAUCACGCCGCACCGCGAGGGGUGCGCGGGUUCGUAUGCGCCGUACCUGCGCACGAUCCUUCGCCGAGCACGGCACGCAUACAAGGCGCGGCAGCAGCGCAACCCCAGCACCGUCGAUGCCGGCGUCAGCAACGAGAUGCUCGAUGCGAUGUACCACGGCAUGGGCGCGGGCACAGCAACGGCGCCGAGCAGCGACGCUAGCAUCGGCGAAGGGCCGUCGCCCAUCGUCGAUGCCACGUCGUACUGGGGCUUCACGGCCGGACCCUCGGGCGUGCAGCAGAGCGACGUCAAUGCUGGCCCGAAGCCGGCGGGAGCCGGCCAAGAGACGGAUUGGAACGUCGUUCUCAACGGGCUGCUCGACGGCUCCAUGUUCUUCGAGAUGAGCGAGGCAAAUUGGGGCACCAACGAGUGGCCUGGCGUCUUUGUGCCCGGCCCGGACCCGCCGUCGAUCUGAAGCACGCGAGCACACCUCGCCGCAUCUCUGUCUGUCACCCUGGACCUGCACGUACUGCGGGACGAUGCAUUGCGAUACUACGUCACCAU